AUGGCCGGCUUCCACCUCUUCUCCCCAUGGACCUAUGGGGAGCUUGGGGAGCCCUCGGCCGGUGGAGAGCUGGAAAUUGCAGCACCGCUGGGCUGGCCUGAGCCGACCCUGAGUCCCUGGGCCCUGACUCCUGGUACCGAGUCCGAGACCCGGGUGCCCUGGGUGCACCAGAAAUGUUCGCCCACAGGGCGGCCCCGCCGGCGUGGGUAUAUCUCCUCGCCACAAGAAAGCCACAGCCUGACACGCGUGGCCCGGAGACCCUCGGACCGCGCCAGAAAACACAAGUCCGGAAGCAGGCGCUCGGAAGAAGCCUGUGGGGAGGCACCAACCAAGACUAGCAAAGCCUGGCAGCGGCAGCAGCAGCCGGAUCAGCCAAACCCUCGCUAUCCUGCAGCCCCAGGAGAUUCGUCCCCACCGUAUCCCGGGAGAGCUUUCAGCCCCCAGAGUGUCGAGACUUUGCUUUUAGAAAAGACACACAAUAGAGACCGGUGGGCAGUGCCCAUAUGCAGACAUGUAAGUCUCUGGUCCCCUUCCUCGGUUCUUACUGACAAGUCCUCUGCGCACUCCUUAGAGUUCCAGAAGCAAUCCACCAGUGAGUGCACUCAGAAGAGUGUUAGUGGCGACAGGACCGAAUCCUUAGCCAAUCAGCAUUCCCAGGCCUCCGACUCCUGCAAAGAGGAGAGUAGCCAGCAUGCUCAGGUCCUCAAGAGCAAGCUGGACGAAGCGGUGAUAUCCUCCAGGGACCAGAAGAUCUUGGCCCUGGUGCUGAGCCGGCUCAAGAAGGCCCAGAGGAUGCGAGAACUGCAGCACCAAGCAGCAGUGGCCUGGGAAGAGCUGAAGCGCUCAGACCAGAAAGUUCACCUGACCCUGGAAAGAGAGCGCAGGCUGCUGCUGCAACAGAGCCAGGAGCAGUGGCAAGGACAGAAGGAACAGCACAAGCCACGGAAGGGCCAUGAGCAGCUUCGCCAGAGCCGGGAGCAGCCGGUUCCCCGGCGGGAUCGCCUAGGGAAGAGCGCGAUCCAGUCGGAGAGCGAGAGUGGAUGGAGAGUGCCGCCUGACGACCCACCGGAGAACGACCAAGGCCUGGACAAGCUCGACAGGGCGCAUGCACAGGCUGAGCACCUCAAAGAGUGUCAAGAGCAACGUCUGCGGGAGCAGGAGAGGGUGCUGCGGAGUCUGCGGGACCUGAACAGGCUGCAGCUGCAGAAGAGGCUGGAGGCAGCUUGUCACAAGAGGCAGCAGCAUCUGGCAGAGAGCCACAGGAAGGUCCCGGACAGCCACCUGAGCUCCAUAGUCAACUUCCAGGCCCGUAAAGUUCUCAUGGACUGCCAGGCCAAGGCGGAGGAGCUGCUCAGGAAGCUGUCGCUGGAGCAGAGUUUUCAGGGCUCCCAGGACAUCCAAGAAAGUCUGGCUAAGGAGAGACAUCGAGAGCAGCGGGGGAAGGCCCAGGUGGAGGCAGAGCAAUUCCAGCGAGUGAGGCGGCAAGCAGAGGAGGCAGAGGAGUGGCACCAAGUGAGCAAGCGGGUACUGGCAGAGCUGGCUGAGCAGAAGAUCAGGCAGGCCAAGGGUCACGCGCACAAGACCACCAGGGACAGGGCGCAGCACCUGCAGGAGCUGAACAUCCUGCGUGAGAGGAACCAUCACGUCUUGAAGCUGAAAGCAGAGAAGGAGGAGAAGUGUCACAUUGAGGGUAUCAAGGAAGCCAUCAAGAAGAUGGAACAAAGAGCGGAACAGAUGACCCGAGGGAAAGAUCCCAUCUUCCAGGAGUUCCAGAAGGUUCCCCCAGCCUCCAAGACAGACCGCUGCUUUGACUACCUGGCAACAGAGGCCCAGCUGCCCAUGCGCCAGCAGAGUGGAAUCUACUGA
Arvicola amphibius (Eurasian water vole) is the source of this 1866-nucleotide messenger RNA. It is a transcript of the gene Ccdc185, whose product is annotated as coiled-coil domain containing 185. The record is from RefSeq and is a predicted model, not a curated record. The transcript has a single exon. NCBI's taxonomy places the organism in Eukaryota, Metazoa, Chordata, Mammalia, Rodentia, Cricetidae. The coding region runs from base 1 to 1866 and encodes 621 amino acids.